Messenger RNA from Solea solea (common sole), 1244 nucleotides. It is a transcript of the gene cpped1, whose product is annotated as calcineurin-like phosphoesterase domain containing 1. Lineage: Eukaryota; Metazoa; Chordata; Actinopteri; Pleuronectiformes; Soleidae. Bases 138 to 1079 code for a protein of 313 amino acids. The record is from RefSeq and is a predicted model, not a curated record. Gene Ontology annotation, molecular function: hydrolase activity. The transcript has 6 exons.
CAGGCAGAGUAAUCGAUCGCCGAUGCUCGCCGGCGUUAGCAAGCAGAUCAAGGACAGCUCACACACGUCUGUGACUCUCUGACAGGCACACAAGCGGCGAAAUAGUUCGCUUCGGGCGGCUCUGAGUGGUGGAUCAUAUGGCUGAGAGCGUGGAUAUCUUUCUCAGAGCCAAACAUCGGACAUUCGGCGGACUGACUGAAGAUGCAGAACAUGAGUGGACGGGACCAUUUUACUUCAUUCAGGCCGCAGACCCCCAGCUUGGGCUGAUGAAAGCUUGGAGGGAAGGUGACUGCGACGGCGGGGGGGACGAAUGGGCCGAGGAGGUUGAGCUCACCAAGCAGGCUGUGGAGGCUGUUAACCAUCUCACUCCCAGGCCAAGGUUCAUGGUGCUGUGUGGGGACCUGGUCCACGCCAUGCCAGACACUCCGUUUAGAGAAGGUCAGGAGAGAGACCUGAAGGCGGCCUUGAAGGGAACAGAUCCAUCCAUCCCACUGGUGUUUGUCAGUGGGAACCAUGACCUGGGGAACACGCCCACUCUGAAUACAGUGGAGCAGUUUUGCAAUGCAUGGGGGGAUGACUAUUUCAGCUUCUGGGUGGGUGGAGUCCUCUGCCUGGUUCUGAACUCCCAGCUGUUUUACGACGCCUCAGCCUGCCCUCAGCUGAAGGAGGCCCAGGAGACGUGGCUGGAGGAGCAGCUGAGCAGAGCCUCAUCUCUAACAGAGCCCAAACCCAAACACGUCCUGGUGUUCCAGCACAUUCCUCUCUAUCUAAAAACCCCAGAUGAGGAGGACGACUAUUUUAAUCUUCAGAAAGCCGUCAGACAAAACCUGCUGGACAGGUUCAAGAGGGCAGGGGUGAAGGCUGUCUUCUCUGGCCACUACCACCGCAACGCCGGCGGUUGCCACAACGGCCUGGACAUGGUCGUGAGCUCGGCCAUCGGCUGCCAGCUCGGCGACGACGCCCACGGCGUCAGGGUGGUGGUGGUGACCGCCGACGGCGUCGUCCACCGCUACCACAGCCUGGAGCAGCUGAGAGCCGGAGGCGUCGACGAGGACCUCAGGACGCUUCUGCAGGCCUGACGCACAGACAAUCACGCUGGAUGGAUUUUAACGUCGUUAGAGGCACAAAAUGGGGUUUCUUUGGAGAAUCACGCGUAUGAUUAAUGAUGUUGAACUUCACUAAUAACCCAUUCUUUAAAACAAAUAAAUAAAAGGUCAAGAUUCGUCACAGCCCGGCCAAAAACA